Peronospora matthiolae is the source of this 948-nucleotide messenger RNA. Lineage: Eukaryota; Oomycota; Peronosporomycetes; Peronosporales; Peronosporaceae. The record is from the annotation of a GenBank genome assembly.
AUGCUGGCUAAUGUGGCCAGUCUUGCCAUCGAGGCCGAGAUUGCUGCUCGUGAUGGAGGUGAGGUCUUCCCUACUCUUCCUAUUGGCCCAGGCCCAUCUCCCGAGCGGCAACCUCGGCUUCGACUCCGCCAACUGACUGAGGAAGAGCACGACGCAGCUGCUAGUGUCGUGCAACGGUUUGCGGAGGUCUUGGCGAGCAAGAUUGUGGAUGCGGAUAGCUGGAUCACAGGUGAAGGCUACAUUUCUGCCAUCCUUGACCGCCUCCGUGAAGUACUUCUGCCGUACUCAAUCGCACCGGUUGGAAGUACAGACCCACAGUCGCCUCCGACUCGCCCGCCCCGCCGUCGACCUCCCCGCGUGACCCGCACGCAGCGUGAGCACCGAUUGGAUGAGGCGCUUGACGACAUGCAAGCGACCCAGCAGGCGACGCCAAAAAACCGGCAAGCGGUCCGAAAUGCGCGGCGCCGGGUUGGACGGGUCCGUGCCUCGAUAGCACAGCUUGACUUGCGUCGGGCUUUGGCCAAGGACGAAGCCAAGUGUGUGGCCAUGAUUUUGGACGGUGCCUCGGUGAAGACCGCGGGUGUCGAGCACCCAGACACCUGCCCCAUUGGCAGGGAGGAGCUCUACCGCCACUUUGUGGGCACCAGCACGGCCCCAGCUCCCUUCGAAUAUGAUGCUGCUGAAGGACACGAGUUCCGGGCCGUGCUCAACGACUUUUCGAUGGAUACACUGGGUGGUGAUUGGUCCGAUGGAGAUAUUUCGAUGGAUGAAGUGGAGGACCAGCUACUGCGGGCAGUUAAGUCAUCCAGCCCUGGUCACGAUGGGGUUGGAUAUGAUGUUUUCGCCGGUUUGCCCCGCAGUUGGUACCCCUUCUGCACGCCGCAUACCAGUUCUGUUGGCUGCAUCGGAUGGUGCCCGUGCUGUGGAAGGUGGGCGUCGUUUGCCUGA